Molecule: messenger RNA, 1035 nt
Organism: Nomia melanderi (Alkali bee)
Lineage: Eukaryota; Metazoa; Arthropoda; Insecta; Hymenoptera; Halictidae
Source: RefSeq, a predicted model, not a curated record
UAUAUCACCUUCAUCGCCAGGGAAUACGCAACAGAAAUUGAGGAGAAAUGCAAGGCGCUUGGAGAAGCCGAAAGGCGGAUCCAAGCCCUCACAGAAGAGAGAGAAAGCGAGAUAACAGUGAUGAAGAAGAAGCUUGAGGAUGCCGAAAGGCAGAUACAAGCUUUAAAGAAAGAAAGGGCGAGUGCAUGCGCCCAAGUAAGGCCAAAAGCCUUAACAGUGAAGCCUACUUUGGCUGAAAAGCCAAAGAAGGCUGUGACCCAGUCGUACGCGACUGCGGUCAAACAAAACAACACUUUGAAACCAAAGGGAGCGGUGCGACACGUCGUCACCGUUUACCUUAAAGAAGAAGGGAAUAAAGAUAGCAAGGCAACGAAAGUUGCCUUGCAAAAAUGCUUUAACCCCAACCAGGAUAGGUUGAGGGUUAAAGCCAUAAGAAACAUAAAUAAGGGAGGCAUCCUCGUCGAAACGGCGACGAAGGAUGACCUCGAGAAGCUCGUUAAGAGCGGUAAAGCGAAAGAAAAGGGACUGAAGGUCACAGUCCCGACAAAGAAGAAGCCAAAGUUGGUCCUGUACAACGUACAGGACCUGUCGAAGGAAGAGCUGCUUGCAGCUCUCAAGUCGCAAAACGACGACUUGCCAACAGACGAUAUUAAGCCGCUGUUUAAAACAGCAAAAGGCAAAAAUUGGGUGGUGGAAACAUCACCCAAAACAAGGGAACAGAUACUGAGCAAAGGCAGAUUGUUCCUCGGCUGGCACGCCUGUCGCGUACGUGACUACGUCGUGGCAGGCAGGUGUUUCCGUUGUCAAGCGUUUGGCCAUAUAGCCAAACACUGCUGGGCAAAGGCAGACAUCUGCGGGCAUUGUGCUGCCGAGGGUCACUGCUACAAAGAGUGCCCAAACAAAGAGAAAGGACCUUCUUGCAUAAAUUGCAAGAGGGCCAAGAGACCGCAUAAUCACUCAUCCAGAAAGGAUGAGUGUCCCGCCUAUAGAAAGGCAAUAGAGACCCUAGUCUCCAAGACAGACUACGGGGACUAA